Brassica oleracea var. oleracea is the source of this 1233-nucleotide messenger RNA. RefSeq lists its product as uncharacterized. NCBI's taxonomy places the organism in Eukaryota, Viridiplantae, Streptophyta, Magnoliopsida, Brassicales, Brassicaceae. The coding region runs from base 1 to 1233 and encodes 410 amino acids. The transcript is spliced from 5 exons. The record is from RefSeq and is a predicted model, not a curated record.
AUGGAAGGAGCUAAGAAACGACCAGAAGUGAGGAAGUGUGAGGAUCCUGCAGAUUCAUCAACCCAUGAAGCCACUGAUAGCAAGCGUCCCCUUGGUGUUAAGGCCGCAAAGGCGACUGGUAAGAACAAAGAAGUACAGCAGCAUACUAUGAAUGAGUUUCAGAAUAUGUGGACAAUCAGAGAGAAGGAUAUGGCAGUGAAAGAACGUAUGGCUAAGAUGAGUCUGUUUGAGGGUCUCAUUGGGAGAACAGAGGGUCUAGAUGAGGAGGAAAAACUUCUCAAGAAGAAGCUCAUCACUGACGUGAGACAGUACACGUUUGGAAAUCAUGUUGCUAGUUGUCACGGGAGUGGAGAGUGGAGUGGAGUCACGAGUGGAGAGUCCUCAGCUAUACGUGUGUUGGCGUAUGGUUCUGCCCUUGAUGCGGUCGACGAAUGCCUUAGGCUCGGUGCAACCACGGCACGAUUAUGUGUGGAAAAUUUUGUAGAGUCAAUAAUAAAUGUGUUCGGCAAUGAGUAUCUAAGAAGACCAACACCAUAUGAUCUGCAACGUCUACUUGAUGAUGCAGAGAAUCGUGGAUUUCCCGGGAUGAUAGGAAGCAUCGAUUGUAUGCAUUGGGAGUGGAAGAAUUGUCCCACCGCUUGGAAAGGGCAAUUUGCUCGGGGUACCUUAAAUGAUAUUAAUGUUCUUGAUCGGUCACCUGUUUUUGAUGACAUAAUAAAUGGUGAAGCCCCACAAGUGAAUUUCUCGGUAAAUGGAAAUGAGUACCAUAUGGGUUAUUAUCUCACCGAUGGAAUUUAUCCAAAUUGGGCAACUUUCAUCCAAUCUAUUCGACUUCCACAAGUGCCGAAAGUAGUUUUAUUUGCGCAACGUCAAGAAGCUGUCCGAAAAGAUGUUGAGCGUGCUUUCGGAGUUUUACAAGCUCGAUUUGCCAUUGUUAGAAAUCCGGCACUUUCUUGGGAUAAAGUCAAGAUCGGGAAGAUUAUGAGAGCAUGUAUUAUACUCCAUAAUAUGAUAGUAGAAAACGAACGAGAUGAAGGUACUCAAUUUAAUCUUUCAGAUUUCGAAGAAGGAGAAGCCAGCAGGAGUUCACAUGUCGAUCGUCGAACAAGGAGAAUGCCUACAAAUAUUGCCAAUCAGAUGGGUGUUCGAACUGAAAUUCGUGAUACAAAUGUGCAUGCACAACUAAAACGGGAUUUGGUCGAACAUAUAUGGGCUAAAUUUGGAACUGAUUAA